AUGUGGUCACACCAAAAUCCAAGGAUAUUCUAUAGCCCCCAUAAAAUUUACCAGAGCCUACUUAUGGCCAUGUGGACCCCGACCAGCUCAGGCUGGCAGGCAGCAACCAGUCGACCGACCCGGCCGCCGCCUGUCUGUGCGGAGGUCGGCAGUCAGAUUGUUCUCUGUUAUCUUGGAUGGCGACGCUAUGUCUGGCUCCCACCUGCGAUAAAGUCUUUCUUCACCGUGUUGCUUUUUUGUCAACAUUCCGAUAGCGUCUUCCUCUCCUCAUCGGUUUUCCUCCUCUCUGUGACUCUUGUCACUCAAUUCCUUUUUAUCUAUAAGCCUUCUUUCCUCCUCCUCCUCAUCCUCCUCCUCCUCCUUCUUCUUCUUCUUUCAUUUUCGCUUAUUUUUGUCAUUUUUAUCUCUCUUUUCUUUUCACUUUCACUCAGUUCUGUUUUUUUUUCUCUUACUUUCUCUUCAUGCUUCUCUUUUUCUCUUCUCCUCUUUUUUAUUUUUUCUCUCGUCUUUCCCUUCUUUUUCAUUUUCGUCUUCUUCUCCUUCUCUUCCUUCAUUUUCGUUUAUUUUUAUCUUUUCCUUUUUUAUCUCUACUUUCUUUUCUUUUCACUCUCACUUGGUUCUGUUUUUCUCUCUUACUUUCAUUUCGUGCUUCUCUUUUUUUCUUCUCCAUUUUUAUAUUCUUUUUCUCUCCUUUUUCUCUUCUUUUUCAUUUUCUUCUUCCUUUUCUUCUUUCUUUAUCUUUUUUUUUGUUACGUCUAUUACCUUUCUUUCCUCUUUUCUAUACUCUUUUCUUUUUACCUCUCUGUUUUACUGCUUUCUUUCUUCUUGUUAAUUUACGUUUUUACUCAUUCAUCAUUUCUCUCUUUCAUUUUUUUCUUUCAACUUUUCUCUCGUUUUUCUAACCUAAUUUCAUUCUUUUCUUUCGUUUUCUUUCACUUAACACGUCUUUUUUUUACUAACCUGAACGAUCUUCACUAUCUAUCUAUCUAUCUAUCUAUCUAUCUAUCAACCAGUCUGUUAAUAUCACGCCCGAUUUACUCAUAA
Molecule: messenger RNA, 1044 nt
Organism: Acanthosepion pharaonis
Lineage: Eukaryota; Metazoa; Mollusca; Cephalopoda; Sepiida; Sepiidae
Source: the annotation of a GenBank genome assembly